CUAUUAGUUGGUAUUUUUUUAAUUUUUAUUCAAUAACAAAUCAAAAACAAUUAUUAUUAAUAAUAUAAUUAUUUUCUAAAACAUCGAUUAGCUUGGCGGACCGGCCCCACAGGUUGGGGACCCCUGGUCUGUAGAGGUCUACAACAACACCAUAGGGCAUAGAUUAAAAACAGUAAACACCGGUGCAGUGGUGGUGCUCUACCGUUCUGCUCUCUGCAGUCUACUUACUGUCGCUAAUUUGUCUGUUAUUGUUGAUUUCGUUCUUUUUUUUUUUUUUUUUUUGUCUCCCAAUUGAUCAACUCGUCGCAAUAGGUAACCACCGCCGACUACCCAGGGGAUAGGUCUAGUUUAAAAUUUGUGUUACCCGAGCUAGUGUGAUUGCGACAAUGGGCUGUGUUUACAGCAGCAGAAAAACUCUGCCACCUUUUUUCUUCAAAGUCAUAAACAUAGACGACAAUGGCAAAGAAAAAUACCACGGCCAAAUGGAAAUCGCCACUAGCAACCUGAUACUGCAUAAAAGCGGAGAACCAUCGAUUAUAUGGCCGUUGAGCACGAUUCGCCGCUAUGGAUAUGAAGAUUUCAUGUUUUGCUUUGAAGCCGGCCGUGCGUCUCCUUUCGGCCAAGGCAUAUUUGCGUUCAGAAGUAAAGACGCUAAAAAUAUUUUUAAUGCAGUCAAGGAAAAAUUACAGAUUGAAAGUGGAACAGAUCCAGUCAAUGAUCUCGCUUCUGAAGUACGUAAUUAUUCUGGCCAGUCGUAUACAAGUACACAUACAAUUGAAAAAGUUUACGAUGAAUUCAAUUUCAACGGAAUAAGGUUUAGUAGCGAGUCAAACAACAACUUCCAACCUCCAGAUCUCAUGCUGGAUCCAGAUACUGCAUUUUUACCAAGGAGUUCAUAUGUAAACAUGUUGAACGACAACGAAGAGGACGAUGAUUUGUUCAAUGAUCCAUUUGAGUUACCUAAAGAUACUCCCACUUAUACUGAAGUGGAAAUAGCUGCUUGCACACCUAAAAGGAAGAGUGAAUCAUUGCCCACUUCCCCUACAGAGAUCCCAAGUUAUACAGCAAUAGAUUUCAAUCAAACGAUGCAUUUAAGUCAGAAAAUGCUUAGGGGAAGCGAUGAUGCUGGGGUAAGGAAAACUAGACAUGAUUCUACAAUGAGCAAUCCUUAAUAUUAUCAAACCACUAUUCGGAAACCAAUUAUAAAUAUAUCCAACUAGAUCUGUAUAUUCCACCAGAAUAUUUAUGAUGAUCUUUGACUGCUCGUUAUUUAUCUAUAUAAAUUAUUUCUUGUUUCGACUUUUGAUUUUGCUUCCUGCAUUUAUUGCAUUUAUAUUAUUCGGUGCUUUUUUUUUUUUUUUUAGUGAGACUUUGUUAGAUCAAAAUUAGUAAUUAGUUGUGUUAGAGUAAAUAGAGGUAAUAAAUAUUAAAAUGUUACAUUUUAUAUUUUAAAAUCGUAAGGAAUAUUAAUAAUUUCUAAAAACAUUAUUAACUGUUAAUUUAAAAGUACACUUAUUUAAUAUAUGUGCCAAAGCUGAUGCGAUGUGUUUUUCACAACACAGAUCCUUUUUAAGAUAAUAAUAUUUAAAUAUUUUAUCAAACACUGGGGAUAAAUAAUUACUGUUAUAUUGUUAGUUGUUACUAUAGUUUUUCUAUGAUCUAUUAAUUGUAACCAGUUUUGCCAAAUAAUUUUUACAAAUUAAAUAUUAGGUAAAACGGAUACACAAAUUUCAACAUUAUUAUUUAUUUUACGCAAUCAUUUCGUGCCAUAUACAUUCCUCAAGGUUGUUCAGACUGAAUAAUUUUCUUUGUUAAAACAUUGUUUAUGAUUUGUAUUUUUACCAAUACAAAUAACAAAACAAUAAAAUAAAAAAUGUAUAUUUUAUAUCAAAUAAAAAACAAUUUGAUAAUAGUUCAAAUAACAAUUUAUAUAAAAUAUAGUUUUUUACAAUACUCAGUUAAUACCAAAGAAUUAAUGUUAAUUACACGACAUAAUUAAGAAAUUUAUUGUCCAAUAAAAAAGAAACUGUUGUUAAAAAAAACUAGUUUGGUUGAUUAGUCAUUUUUCAUGAUUAAAUACCAUAGAUAGUAUAUUGUUAGUUGUUACUGAUUAUUAUAGGUUUAUUUGUAAGAGAUGA
Metopolophium dirhodum (rose-grain aphid) is the source of this 2138-nucleotide messenger RNA. Its product is annotated as fibroblast growth factor receptor substrate 3-like. Gene Ontology annotation, biological process: cell surface receptor protein tyrosine kinase signaling pathway. The coding region runs from base 387 to 1172 and encodes 261 amino acids. Gene Ontology annotation, cellular component: cytoplasm. Lineage: Eukaryota; Metazoa; Arthropoda; Insecta; Hemiptera; Aphididae. The record is from RefSeq and is a predicted model, not a curated record. The transcript is spliced from 3 exons.